This is a messenger RNA of Aedes albopictus (Asian tiger mosquito), 17349 nucleotides long. RefSeq names its product protein tincar-like. NCBI's taxonomy places the organism in Eukaryota, Metazoa, Arthropoda, Insecta, Diptera, Culicidae. The record is from RefSeq and is a predicted model, not a curated record. The coding region runs from base 2410 to 6228 and encodes 1272 amino acids. The transcript is spliced from 12 exons.
CACAACAUCACCCACCGACCGCGCGCGCUUGCCGCCGGUCACAAUAUUGAGUGAGAGCGAACACAGCCAGACGAAUCGACCGCGCAACGAGUUCAUUCAUUCCUUCGUCGAGGGUCGUCGCAGACGGAUGCACUUUGUCGGUUUUUCCGUGCGGUGCGGAGCGUGGUUCAUACACUAGGACUCUUUACAAGGACUACUCGUGGGUGGGCGUGAGUGUACUAGAGGAGGAGGUGCGCGCGUAGACGUCCGUCGUUGUCGGUCGGUGGGUGAGGAAAUUUUUCCCGAAGAAACUGUGGAGGAAGUUUUUUAUCUUCUGUUUUGGUGGUGGUCGGUCGGUGACGCAAGCAAGGACGAGAGCGUGCAGUGAAGAUAGUUUUCCCGGUUGCAUAGCGUCGCGACGCUUCGUGCGUGAAGAUUUGAAGAAGAUCGUCGGACGGACUCGGGUCCUGUGUGUUCGCGCCUGGCGAGACGUUGUUGUUGGGGAGGGAGUAGAAAGCUGAAAGCUAAUUAGUGACGAGUGUAGUACGGCGCGGUGGGAAAAUGCUUCUUGGUGGAAUUCAGUAAAAGGAAAUAUUGUGGUGGCAGGAUUAUCCGGGGGAAUUGUUGUUUAUCGGUGCAAGCCGGGGAAUUCCAAGUGAGUGACGAAGGGCCACCCAUUUGCCACCCACGCCAGAGGGUGAGCGGCUGUUGGUUUGAGAGAGUGAAUAAGGAAGAGAGGGGGUGUCGUCCUUUUCGAGUGGGUGGUGGUUGCUUGAAGCUGCGUAGUGUUUGUUUUGAAGACCAUGUACGGUGGAAAUAGCCGAGUAUAAAAAUUAAGUAAUUUUUCCUCUGAAUUUGUGGAAUGGUGAUUUGUGGGUGAAGGGGAGUUAUUAACGCAAAAAAAUCCCAAUUGUGGAAAAUUGGAUCCAACCCUUGAGGGAUUACUUGGGAUCGGCGAAAAAGGAUUCGAGAGGAGUUAUCCUGUUGAAGUUAUUACUCUGAAUGAGUGAAAAUCUGUGAAAAAGUGAUUCAAAACUCGGUGACCGGAAAAGUAGAAGUUGCAGUGCUCAGUCCUUCUAUGAACGUUGGAACAUUAGGCGCUUGCUGUGCAGAAGUGUGGAAUCCUGUGUAAAGGAGUGACCUUCAACGUAUUGAUUUUUGCUGCUGCAGCGUGUUUUUAUCGGAAGUAAAGCGGAAAUUGAAAAAAAGUGCAUCACGUGGAAAUUUUGAAAUGUUCAAAAAAUUUCAUAAAUUUUAAAAGUGAAUUCUAUCAAAGUAUUAUCCUUCUAGCAGUCAAUAUCGUUGAUAACGAAAAAUAAUAAAUGCUGAAUCCCCAUUGAAGCCGGCAACAACUCGGAGGCAUAGCUGAAGAACCCCCCUCGUAUCGAUUUUGUGUGCUAACCAUAUGUGAAGAACCGGAAAAUUAUUACCAUUUCAAGUGUAGCAUCGUAGUGGACGUCGAAAAGGGAAUCGAAAUAUUCGAUAUCGAAUUGUGUUGCCACCUGCGUUCUGAAAUACAGUGAAAAGAAGCAAGAAGAAUUUCAACAAACCCCCUCCCCCCAUCAAGCAAAGGAUAGCGUAGUGUACCGAAGUGUGGAAAAUACCAAUUUUGUUUAUUCAUAUCUGUUGUGCCGUACAGCGCACCUACAUUCGCUCAUCCCACUAAGGCAGGGGUGCAUCGCUUGUUUGGAUUAUAUACCUACGUUACGUACCUCCCCGACGUGAAUCUCGCCACAAGUGGACAGAGACACGAGACACACCAUUCGUGCAUCCGUGGAAAUCGGUGGUUAUUUUUGUGAAUUUGCAUCGCUCUCUGCCACUGGAUGGUUUGCUUGGAAGCUGUUCCAACAAAUCUUCGAGGCUCGUAAACAUAGUCAUCCUGAGGAUUCGGACAAAGGACGCAGGAAUGGGCGCCUCUAAUGAAGACUGAUGAGAUAAUUAUCCGGAGAUAUGAAUCGAGAGUGGAGCGAUUUCGUCCUGUGCUUAGUAGUGCAUUGAGACAAUAUUAUGUUCUAAAGUGACAAGUGAAACAACUGCUCAACAUCGACAGCGUUCGAUCUUUGUCAAAACAUACUAGUGGACAGAUGAAAUUGAAUUUAUUCUUUGAAAGCCUCAAUUGCAAAAAGAUUAUCUGACCAACCGACGACUGCUGCUGCUGCUCCCAUCUGCUCCAACCCGCUCGUUUCACAACCAUGAUGAACUCGCCAUAUCAGCGAAGCCGAAAAGACUUGAUACCGGAUACGUAGCCACGAGAUGGCAACACUCGUUAGAUUUAUCUAGCUCUAGCUCUAGCACUCGUGUCGUACUAGGAUUACUCAACGUAGAACUCCACUCCGGAUACCAACCCGGAACUGCACCCACCCGUAGAUUUUAAUUUAGUAUUUUGUAAAGCUUUAAUUCACCGAAAAACUCACUCAUCCACGAAAAAAGAUGUCAAUCACGGGCUCCCUGGUCGGUUACGAGAACAACAAUGAAGUCUCGCAGAAAAAGAACCGCUCGCUGCUCAACAUAACGGCCACGUCCAACGCGUCGUCCAAACAAUGCCAAAGUUUGAACUCGAGCCUGGCCAACAGUGUGAUAGCGUCCGGUAGCAGCGGAAAUCCCUAUCGGCACCGGACGGCGGACGGAAGCGGGGGAACCAAAAAACCUCGCCGACUGCACCUGAACACUCUCUGGUCCGUGUGGUACGGACUGUUGGUAACGCUGCUGCAAGGCUAUCUAGUGCUGCAGGGAACGCACCGAUAUCUGGGGCUGUCGGCCCUAACGUGGAAGUACGAAAAGCCCAGCACCGAACUGGACAUCCAGAUCGUAUUCUGCGGGCUGGUGGUGCUCUUCAUGCCGUUACUGCUGGCAGCCGCUUUGUUUCGCGUGGGAAAUCUAGCUAAUGAUGGGAUUAAGCUGGCAUCCGGAACUAGGCUGUGCUCGUCGGCACCCACCGAUGGGCUGGAGGAGGAAGCCUUCGAGGGAACUUUAAGGGCACUCUGGAUACACGGCGGCCCAACGUCUGCUUUCAUACAUAUCAUCACGGCAAUAUGUUUGCUGCUGCCACGGUUGCUCCUGGAAGCCAAGGUGAUCGAGAAUGGAUUGCUUCCAAAAGACGACAUCUGGCGCACGGAUCUAGACUUUAUGGUGACCCACAAUGAUCGACUAGUAGUGCUGUCCUUUAUGACAUCAUCCUACCCAAACACGACAUCUAAGCCUCUGGCGAACGGUAGUGGUAACAAACCCUUCCCUAAUGGAGACUUUGAGCGCAACGAUAUGGUGGAAAAGUUCUCUGCCUAUGAGGACGAUGACGAAGGAGGAGAACAUGACUCUGAUGAAGAAGAUGAUCCAUUCCGUACUCACGAAUCCCUACAGGAAAUGCCAAAGAGCAACGAACACGCAUCUAUUUCCAUCUCGACCAUGGAGAACUUCAAUGUGUUCGAUAACCCUACGACGAUACACACUUUUCCUCCGGUGCGAAAUUUACUGACGACCACAACAGCUCCCAGUACUACAAGUACAGUCAUCUACACGACUACUCUUCCACCAACGACAACGAGGCAGACAGCUUUAAAGAAGCAUGACCGAAAUAAAAACCAUGGUCACAACCGGAAGCACUCCAACAAAUCUCACAGUGGUAAGAAGGACAAGGUGCAUCCGCAGAAUCAUCAUCACCUGGAUGAUGUAGACACCAGACUAGAGUUGCAACCUCAAAAAGAGUUCGACUUUGACGAGUUCGGUGAGCAUGAAAUCGAUACUUUGUUUGAGGUAAACCAAAGCCGAAAGACUCAACCGAAUGGAAAGAAGACUGCUUCAGCCACUACAGUGGCCACAACCAGUGGAACCGCGUCCACCACUGCAACCAAACCGUCCCCAAAAAGCAGUACGAAGAAGACACCCACCAAGGACAGCAAUACACAUAUCAUUAAGCCGGUGAAAUUGCCGGAGAACAUCAUCCCCUCCACACCGGUGACGACCAAUUCAAAGAUCAUUGAAAUCAAACCCAGCACAACGGGUGCGACUUCCCGGAGUACGCCGAAGAAGAUCAAACGGUUCACCUCGGACAACUACAGCAGUGAGAGUUUGGAAAGCUUGGAGAACAUCCCAAGCGUCGAUGAGGACGAGUUCAUCAUCAAGGAUGAAAACGGAAUGGCCAUAAGGCCGGCCUUCCUGAUUGGGACCGUUCCGGGCAAUGUAACCACGAAGCCCAUCGAGUUGACGGGAUUCCCUGGCUUCCUGCAGGUGUUCUUCGGAGUUGAUCAACAGUUUAACGCGAAACGCUGGACGUCGACUCCUAGUUUGGAAUUCGUGAACUUAGCGAUUGCCCUAAUGGCAUGGGCCGUUCGCUACCCAUCCGUAUUCUGGCACACAUCGAAGACGUUCGCAUUCGUGUUCAGCUUGCAGAUGAUCGCGAAUGGGAUAGAUAUUUUGUUGAGUUUCGCUGGAGCGAGUGUGCUGUAUAAGCUCCAAACGCUCGGGCAGGGUCUACCCGUGCAAGCCCCGCCAUUGAUCCUGAAUGGCACGGUUACGAUAGCUCUGACGAUCUUGGCAGUUAUUCUGACGAUUGCCUCGUCGAUGGUACUGUACUUGUACGGCCAUGGCAAGCUGGCCGUUAAGAUACGUGAUCGGCGACUGAUCACGGCAAAGCAGAGUACAGAUGUUUGGGCCUACUUCGCUCACUGUUCGUCGUUGUGCUUCGUGUUAGCCCUCGCGGUGGUGAAAGCCCCCUUGCUGCACGAUCUCAGUGCGGCCUAUCGGGGAAGCCUGGAUGGGGCGGUGCUGGCUGCAGCUCUUGGAUCCGUCGUACAUCUGUUCCUGUGGAUAGUUCUAUGGCUAGGGUUAACGGCCAAACGACGGUGGAACUUCAAGCUACCACCACUGGAACUCUCUGGGGCACGUAACGGGGCUUCGCAACCGCUGCUUCGAGGAGGAGCUGGUGGAUCGCUGUUAAGGACAUCCAGCGGCAAGGGAUCCUCGGUUGACGGCACCGGAGCAACCAGCAGCGAAGAGGAAACCAUUUACUGGCCCAAGAUAGCGCCGAAUUCGCCCAAGCUGAAAGUAACCUUCAACGAAGUUACCAGUACGUCUCCCGAACUCGCCAAUGGCGACCAUGACGGCAAGCGCCAUCCGUCCAGCGGAACCACGAUACGUUUGUCCAGUGUUACGGGGGAAACUGAUGACGGCGACUACGCCACACUAAGAGGGCCCUCCGGUGAUCUGCUGCAUUUGAGUGAAUUCGCAGACCAUCCACCACCUCCUGAGGAUCUGCUUAUGCCCACCAAUGCAGUCAACGAUCACGCAGAUGACACAUCUGAAGAGGGCAAACUGCUUGCCUGUGUUCGCGAUGACAGUGUAACAUACGCUUCUACCCGAGACUUGGAGCCACCCAUAACCCGUACUAUGUCUCGCGAAGCCUUUAUACGAUCUCCGGAACAGUUGAGUAGUCCUCUGGCACCGGUUUCCGUCACCGUACAUAAUCAUGAAAAUGUGGCUCCUGGUUCAACGCCACGCUGUUUGCGCCGUGCUGACUCCGGCAUGCCCAACGAAGCAUUAACACCCCGAUCCGACACUACGUCGACCGAGAGUUCUACAUCGCCCCCGGACUGUAGAGAUGCUCCUUCCGAAACCUCCAGUGGUGUGCACUCCGGUGAAGAACGCGAUGAGGUGGUCAUCCGACCUCGAUCCGGUCCCUACAAGUCCAUCAUCAAGCCGCCUCCUCCGGCGAUCCAGGAGGAACCGUUCGGUAGGUCAACGAACAUGAAAAUGUCCAGCUUCAACAAGGACGGAUCGAGUGCCACCCUUCCCCUUACGCGAGGCUCCGUGGAGACGCAUCGAGAGUAUCCACAGUGUAGCACCAUGCCUCUGCCAGCCGGUUACCAUCAACAACCGCACCAUUACCACUCGCAGUCUUCGUUUACUUCGCCAAGUUCUUCCUCACGGCAACAGCUGCAGCAUACGACGCUACCCAACGGCGUCCGCUAUCAGUCCAAUCAGUUCCUCAAACGGAUGCCGUACAUCAAAACGGCUGAGUCUCCCUACGGGCAUCUGGGUCUGGGCAGCGGUCACCAUACCUUCUCCAAACUUCUCCAUGAUCCCCUCGGAGUGCCGAACACUUCACCGCCUACGCAUUCCCAAUCCAGUCACAGCACCUUUGCCACAGUGGUGGCCACCAUCCCCGAGGACCGGGACUCGGCCAACUACUCGAUGAUCUCCGACCAGGACCGGGAAAUGUACAUAAACGCCGGACAAAUACAGAUGCAGAACUAGGUCAGCGCUAGCGAUGGCGAUAGAUAAGACAAAAGAAUACUUCAUAGCACGGUAAGCCAGUCAUUGUAAUUACGAGCCAUACAUUCAUGCGUUCUGAGCAAGUAAGUGUAGAAAAAAUACCAUUCAAUGCGCCUUCUUUCUAAUUCUAAUUUAGUUUCUACGAUGAUGGAGGUCUGUCUAGUUUUAAACAUCGUGAAGGGUGGGGAAAAGUCGCACAAUUACUUUAAGGAUACCCGAGGCGUCGUCAGAUAUUUAGUUCAAUUCUUUGGGUUUGUACAUUAGAUCCGAGCUUUAUUGGUCAGCGAUGAUCUCGAUUGUAAAUACUAUUUUAGUUUGCGAGAUAUCCACAGUAUUAUCGUAACUACAUAAUGUCGCGCUUGCAGAAAGAGUCAAUACGAGGAGUCGUGUAUUCAGUGUUGAAUACUCGAAAGUUGGAGUAAAAUAUAUGUAUCAUACAAAUACGCGAACUUUGCAAUAUUAACACACACAUACAUAUUCAAACGCAUUAAGCAGGAGGAAAGUAAUGUCGAUAUUAUGCAGCUUUAACUAGGCUUUCACACACACACUGGAGAAAAAGAACAUGUUUUUUGAAUGGUGCAACUAGUAGAUACGUCAACCCUAUUCACCCCCAUUGCUAUUAUUUCUGUAGAAACUUCCAAACUAAUUGACGAAGGAAACUCUUGAAAAAUCAUCAAACGAUCAUCGAUCAAAUCUGACUAUACAUGUCAAUGGUUGCUCCUCCGUGAUUGAUCUGAGCUUACACUGAGAUCCAAAUGAAUAAGGGCUGGGACACUCCACUUAUUCUCAAAGUGUAAUUUUAGGCAACUCUUAUAUUUUUGAUCAAUAACGGCGCCGGCCACGUCCUUAUAGUCAGUUGGAAAGAGAAAGGAAUGUUAAAGUGUGCUGCUUGUUGCUACUAAAGACCGAGAGCACCUCUGCAUUCCCACAACCAGCACGGACUGGGGUAUUUGUUAGAUGGAAAGGAUGGGAGAUCUGGGAGUCGCCGUUGGGUCGGUGAUGCGAUCCAUGAAUAUUUAUAGUGUUCGUAAGGUGAUAGAUUGUGUGGUGAUUAAAAACUGGACUCGAAAAAAAUGAGACACUUAAAGUAAUGUAUAACUUUUGAUUGCGUUUGCAAAAAUAGCUGAUUUUUUAUCCAGGAAUAGCAUGUUAUGUGUAGUUAAUGCCCUAAAAAUUUCAUCAAAAUCGGUUCAGUACUUUUUUUUAACAAUUCAAACAAAAAAAACGGGGUUUUCAAAUUUUGGGCACUUUUUAACAUUUUAAAAUCAGUGUGCAUUAUUUUGACUGUAGUAUUGCCAACACUGUCCCGAUUUUGUUUUUAAACUUUGACAGUGUAAAAUCGUUGUGUUAAUUUGUUCUCAGUGAAGAUUUCAGCCAUUUUGAUUGAACAUUUUAAAAGUUAGAGCAGUUUGAAUGUCACUAUACCAAAAACCACAUCUGCUUAUUGUGACAUAGUGCUACAUAUAUGGCUAUAACUUUUUAACAAUACAUCUACAUAUAUACUUUUUGUACAGAAAAAAUUUCAUUGAAAUCGGUUUAGUAUUUUUGGCUCUACAGUUUUAGGUAAAAAAUGUGAUAUUUUUUAAAGUGUUUGUUUGGCCCAAGAUUCUCAAAUGGUAAGUCUCUUGUUUCGACGAUAUCUUCGCCAACACUUAACCGAUGUUGAUGAAAUUUUCAUGGUAUUAGCUACACAUAAUGUACUAUUCCUGUGCACGCAAUCAAAAGUUAUACAUUAUUCUUUAUGUCUCAUUUUUUUCGAGUCCAGUCUUUACUAUGAAGGACAAGCGGCACAGUUCGCUUUGGUUGCAUAACUUGUAGGCGUUACAUACACUGUGCUGUGGAAGUUGGAAGGAAGGAAAACGAAUUUUUGCAAUUCUUUUCUGGUUCUAGCGAUGGCUAUGAACAUAUGAAUAUACAUGAGUUGUAUAUGUAGAGAAAGAGAGAAAGAGAGAAAGUGGAUAGAAAGUUACAAAGUAGGAUGAAAGGGACGGACCAGGGAUUUAACCCAUCACCUUCUUCAUACGAAUCAGAAGUGGUAGCCACUAGACCACCAAGCCCGUCAAUUGACGAGGGAAACUCUUGAAAAAUGGCGAGAAAUUGCAUAACAAAAACCAGUUAAAUUUUCUGGAGAAAUUCAUACAAACAAUGCUAGACACUUCCGAAGUAAUUAUUGGAGGAAUUUCUGAGUCAGAUACUAGAUAUUUCUUACGAAACUUCCGAAGCAAUUUCUUAAUAAAUUUACAAAACAAUUCCAAAAAAAUGACCAAAGGAAAUCGAAAUUUCUGAAUAAGUUGCCGGAUUUUGAAGAAAAUUUUGACGGAUUCCGUAGAGAAUUUUCGAAAGAAUAACUUAAGAUUGCAGAAAGAGUUUCUGAAGAAUUGUCUAGAACAAAUUCUAAAGAAAUUUUCGUAGCAAAUUCAGAAGAAAUUUUUGUUCUGAAGGAUUCUUUGAUGUAAGAUUCUUUCAGGAAUUUACCCGACUAGAUGGGAAAAAUAAAAUUAUUACUGGUUGUGUUAUUUUGUUACAAUGAUUUUUCUAACAACGGUUGUUAUAAAACAUGCACCGUUGGUAGCUAAAAUAACAAAAAUUCUAACAAAACUCGUUCCAGUUAAAAUAAAAUUAUAACAAGUUGAGAUAUAAUCAUAACAAGAUUAUAACAAUUUUUUUAGACUAAACAUGUGAAAAAAAAUAAAAUAAUAACAAAUUCUGUUAUAUAUUUUAGAACAAAUUUGUUACAAUUUUUGUUAUAAAUCUCUUGACUCGAGUGGCCAAAAUAUCAAAAAUUAUCAAUCUGUUUUACGACAACACAAAAAAUCUUAUAAAUUCUGAAAUAAUUUUGUUCCAAAAAAUAUAACAAAGAUUGCAAUAAACGUGUUAUGAAAUUAUAUAAGAGGCAAAUAUAUUAUUAUCAUUAUUAUUAAUAUUUAUUAAAGACACUUUACCACUUAUGUGGCAUUCGUGUCUGAAAUAUAUUAUAAUGCAUAAUAUAUAAUAUAACAAAUAUUGUUAUAUACCUGUUUAAAUAAAUUAAUUUAAAUAGUUUUGAAGAAACUGUCUAAGAAAUUUCUUAGAAAACUGCCUAAGAUAUUUCUGAAGACAUUUACAGAUCAAUUCCUUAAACAUGAUCGGAGAAAUUCCGUUGCCUGAGAAAUUCCUGAAGAGAAUUCUGAUGGGUGCCUUAGAGGAUUUCCAAAAAAAGAAACCAUGAAAAUUUCAGUAGGAAUUUCUAAGAAAAUUCCUAAAACAAUUUCUAAAAUAAAAUCCAAGAAAAGAAAUUAAUGAAAAAAAUAAAAAAAAUCUGAAUGAUUCGUUGAUGCAAUAAUUGUAAGAUUCUUUUAGGAAUUUAUCCAGCAAUAUGUAGAGAAAUUGUUAAUGGAACUUACGGAGGAAUCUCUGAAAACCGGUAGGAGAAAUUCCUUUAGAAACUGCUAGUGAUAAUUCGUAAUAGAAGUGCCGAAUUACUGAAUUUAUGUGAAAAAAAAAUCGGGAGUUUGUGGAGAAAUUGUCUAUUCGCCAUAAUUUCUGAACAAAUUGGCUGAAAAACUCUUGAAGUGAUCACCAGAAGCAUUUCUAAGGAAAUUAUAGAAGGAAAUCUAAGAAACCUAAAGAAUUUCCUAAGUCGUCUGAAUUUUAAGACAAACCCCUGCACAAGUUUCGGAAAAAUAAAAAAAAAUGUAUUUUUGAGAAAUUUUCAAAGGCAUUCAUGAAGAAAUGUUUGGAGAAAUUUCUGAAUCACUUCCAAAGAUUUUUUUUACAGUAUACCUAUGUAUUUUUGAAAAAAAAAAUCCGGAGAAAUUACUAAAGUAAUUUCCGAGGAAUUUCAGAAAAAAAUUCUGUUAAAUUUUCUGGUGGAAUUCCUAAAAAAAUUCCGGACGAAUUUCUGAAGCAACUGUUAGAGGAAUUCCUGAGACAAAUGCCGAAGAAAUUUCUUGAGAAAAUACUAAAGCAAAGUCUAAUGACAUUUACAGCAUAAUUCUUGAAAAAAUGAUCGCAGGAAAACCUUAAGAAACUUGAAAUUCCUGAAUUCCUUAGGGGAUUUUCGAAGGAACCCAUAUAAAUUGCAGAAGGGAUGUCUGAGAAAAUUCCAAAAACAAUUUCUAGAGAAUUUUUAAAAGCGAAUCCGGAAGAAAUUAAAAAAUAGGUCUAAUGAAAUGCUGAACGAUUCGUUGAUAUGAUAAAUGUAAGAUUCUAUUAGCAUCGAGCAAUACGUAAAGAAAUUCUUGAAAGAAUUCACGGGGGAAUUCCUGAAGGAACUGUCGCUGGAAUUCCUUUAGAAACUGCCAGUUCAAUUCGUAGUGGAAGUACCGAAUUUCUGAGGAGCAUGUCGAAGGAGUUUGUGAAGAAAUGUCUGAACAUUUUCCGCAAGAAUUCCUGAACAAUUUGGCUGAAAAACUCUUGAAGAAACCACCAGAAGCAUUUCUGAAGAAAUUACAGGAAAAAAUUAAAAAAAAUAGAGAACUUUUGAAGAAACUGUCUGAAAUCCCGGUGGAAACCUGGAAAAGUUGCGACAGAAUUCCAAAUCAAAUUGCAAAUUUCUAUGAAAUUCCAUGAGAAAUUCAUUAAAAAAUAUUUAGAGGAAUUUCUAAAGGAUUUCCAAAGAAUUUCCAAGAGUUUACUUAAAUUCCAGAUAAAAUACUGAAGUAAUUUCCAAAAGAUUUCCCAAAUGGAUUACCAGAGGAAUUUCUAAAGAAAUUUCAGCAAAAACUACUAAAGAAACUGACGAGGCAAACUCUGAAAUAAGCCGAGAAAUUUCUAAAUUUCUUUCCCAAUAAAUUUUCUGGGAGAAUUCCAAAAUAAAUUGCCAGAAGAACUUCCGAAGUAAUUAUUGAAGGAAUGUCGGAGAUAAUUGCCGAAGAAAUUUAUGAAGCCCUUUACAGAACAAUUCCUAAAAAAAUGAUAGGAGUAAUUCCUCAAGAGAAUCGAAAUUUGCUUAAGGAUUUCCAAAAGAAAAUUGCAGAAGGAACUAUUUUCAAAGAAAUUUUCAAAGUGAAUCCGAGAGAAAAUGUUUAAUUAAAACUCAAACAAUUUCUGAAGGAUUCGUUGAUGCUUUUGGGAAUCAAUCUAGCAAUGUGAAGAGGAAUUCCUUGAAGAAUUUACAGAGGAAUUCCCGAAGAAACCGUAGAAGGAAUUCCAUUAUCAAUUACCAAUCAGGUUCAUUUAAGUGCCGAAUUUCGUAUUUUUUUUAGGAAAUGUCGGGGGAGUUCGUAAAGGAAUUGUCUGAAGAGUUUCGCCAAGACUUCCUGAAAAAAUCGGCUGAAAAACUCUUGAAAAAAUCACCAGAAGCAUUUCUAAAGAAAUAACAGGUGGAAAAAAUAAGAAUUUUGAAAGAAACUGUCUGAAUUUCCCUGAAAAAGCUGCGGGAGAUUUCUAAAAAAAUGAAAUUUUCCAGUACUUUUUGAGGAAUUCAUGAAGAAAUGUUUGGAGGAAUUCCUAAAGGACCUAUAAAGUAUUUCCAAGAGUUUGCCAGACUAAUUUUCGACAUUUUGAUUUGUCUUUAUUACAGAAACUUUCAGCCCAACCUCCGACAAAAAAAAUCCGGAGAAAAUGCAAAAAUAAUUUCCAAAAGAAUUCCCCAAAUGAAUUGCCAGAGAGAUUUCUAAAGAAAUUUCCGCAAAAACUACUAAAGAAAGAGUUUAGGAAAACUCUUAACCUUCCUUUCGCAUCACGUUGGGAGAUGCUCGCUGACGUAGUGUACGGUGUGGGUCAAAAAUGACUUUAAUGCCAAAGAAGGGUUAAAAAUUCCGAGAAAUUUCCUGUUAAAUUUACUGGACCUAAGGAAAUAGACAGGCAAAUUUGUGAAGUAAUUACUGGAGUAAUUCCUGAGACAAUUGCCGAAGCAUUUCUGAAAAAAAUACAGGACGACAUUUCAAAAAAAAAUUUUUUUUCAAGAAACUGUAUGAAUUCCCGAAAAAACCCUGGAAAAUAUAAUUGCAAUUUUUCAGAUUUUUUUUUCAAGGAAUUAAUGAAGAAAUGUUUGUAGGGAUUUCUAAAGCAUUUCGAAAGAUUUCCAAGAGUUUGCUUGAGAAACUUCCGACAAAAAACCGAAGAAAAAAGUAAUUUCCAAAGGAAAUCCCAAAUGAAUAGCCAGAGGAGUUUCUAAAGGAAUUUUCGUCGAAACUUCUACAGAAGUUACAGAAGGAAACUAUACAAACAAAAUGCCGAUACAUUUUCAAAAGAAAUUGCCGAAAAAUUCCUUGUUAAAUUUGCUGGGAAUGAGAUUUUCAAAUAAACUUCUACAGUGAUUGUUGGAGGAAUUUCUGAGACAAUGGCCAAGAAAUUUCUUAAAAAACUGUCAGAGCAUUUUCUAAGAACAUUUACAGAACAACUCUUAAAAAAUUUCCGUAGGAAUUCUUCAAGGGAAAUUUCUGAAUAAAUUGUCUUGAGAAUUCCUGAGGAAAAUUUCUACAAAUUCCAUUGGUGAUUUUCGUAAGAAAACCUUAAAAAAGCAAAAGGAAUUUCUAAAAAAAAUUACAAUUUCCAAAAAAAAAAUAACUUGAAAAUUUACCAGGAGAGUUCCUGAGAAAGUUGUCGAUCAAUAAAAUUUCUUGAGUGACAGAUAAAACUCUGAAAAAAGUGCUGGGAAAUUUCAAAACAAACUGCAAGAGAAAUUUCAAAAUAAUUUGCUAAAGAAAUUGCUAAAGAAAAAUCUGAAGUAACUGUCAGAGAAUAUCUGAAAGAAUUGACAGUGGCAAAUUUUUAUCAAAUUUCUAGAAGAAUUCCUAAAAAAUAGUUCCAGGAAUUGUUUUUCAAUUUUGAAAAAUUUAUAAAUUUUUCAAUUUUAUAAGAAAGCGGCUCGUACACUACGAUUAUUUCUUGUCGGAAUUUUGAAAUUUUAUUUUGAUAUCUAAAAUCAAUUUCAGAUUCAGAUCUUUUGAUAUCACCUAUCGACAGCAGUUGACCGCUUGACAGCUUCAUCCAGUCCUAAAUCCGACGAGAGGUGAUUCAACAAAUCGCUCCCAUAAAAAAUUCAAAUUAAUUUUCAAAUAGGUUCCCAAGUAGCAAAAUUCUUGAAAAUUUGGAUUUCGGUCCAGUUUUGCGUGCAGAUUCAGAACAUCGAAAUACCUCAACAUGGCUAAAGAAGGUAAAUUCCUGGUGGAGUUUCCAUGAAAUUUAUAAAAAAAAAAUGGUGGAGAUGUGUGGAUUUGCUGAAGAAAUUGCUGAAGGAUUUUCUAUCUAGAAGUUUUAAGAGAUUUUUUCAAAAAAAAAACAAUAUGAAACAAAUGCCGGGAAAUUUCUACACCAAUUUCAGGAGAAAUACCUAAAUAAUUUGCUGGAGAAAUUCCUAAAUAAAUUUUCGAUUAAUAAUCCUGAAGGGGGGAUCUUUGAAAGAAUAACGGAGAAACUUUUAAAUGAACUGCCAGAAGAAUUCCGAGAUAUAUAGUCGGAGGAAUACUUUAACAACGUUGUCUGAGAAAAAUUUGAAAAAAAUCCUGAAGAAAUUGGGAAAUUUUUUAAAUAAUUGUCGGGGACAGCAUCGCCAAGUGGAUUUGCUGAUGAAUUUUCUAAAAGAAAUAUCGUGAACAAAUUCGUAGGCGAAUUUUCUGGGAGAAUUCCUUAUGGUAUUCCUCAAAGAAUUUCUAAAAGAAUUACCGAAGAAAGCUGUUAGGAAAACUGGAGCAACUUCUGAAAAAAUAUUAAAGCAACAACCAUAAAAAAAUGCGGAAUAGUACUUGGAAAAAAAUCACGAAUAAAAUCUGUCUGUCUGUCUAAGGAUUUUUGAAAAAAAAAAUGCGUAGAUAGUUAUGAAAUAAAAUGCCCCAGCUCUCUCAAAGGGAGAGACGAACCAGCCAAGGGCUAAAAGUCUCUCAAAUAAAGAUAAAUCAAUCAAUCAAUCAAUCUCUCAAAGAAAUGCCUAAUUCGUAAAAAAUUGUCUAUAGUUUAAAUACAUGUUUAUAAAAAAAAAAUAGAAAAAAACUGAAUUGCUAAUUGCAUGUUAACGAAGAAAUUCAGGCUGAACAUUUCUAUAGGUCCUAAGUGCAGGUGAGAGGCUCUCUUUAAGUCCCCUCUCUUUCGAUUGUAACGUGCUAGUAUUUAUAAAUUUGAUUUAACUUUAUACGUCGGAAGGUAGAUUGAACAAUCCUUUUAACGAACUACACAUCACAAAUUGUCGAAAUAUCCACUGUGACAUCGUAAUAAUGUAAAGAGAAUCUGAACAAAGAGAGCCUCUCUUUUUCAGAUUGGACCUUUAGAUAUGUUUGUCGCCAAUUCCUCAACGAAUUUUUGAUAGAAUUCUACAAGAAUUUUCAGAGGAUAUUUUCCAAAAUAAAAAUCCAGAAGAUUUGUUAAGGAAAUGUCCGGGGGAGUUCCUAAAAGAACUUUCGUAGAGUUCCAAAAAAUGCCAGAGAAUUCUUGAAAAGAAUGGCCAUGAGAAAUUCCUACCUGUGUUGUGUUAAAGAAAUGUUUAGUUUUUGACGAAUUCCUUGUUUGACUUUCCUGCAACCCCAAAUUUGUAUCGAUAUCUUUGAAGUGAUCAUGAAAAUCAUGUAGUUAGGAGAAAUUUUCAUUAAAAAAAAAUCUUAAAAUGUUUUAAAACAAACUUUUAAAUUGUUUUCUUUUUUUAAUGUGUAGAAGCGUGGAGCAAGUUUCUGCUAGAAUAGAAAGGUUUCGUUGAGAAGGUUCUAGGAAGGAAUUUGAGAUGAAUGCCCAGCGAUGUAAUCGAAAUGUUUUCAAAAACCUUUUGAAACAUUUAGAGGAAUUCCUUCCAAAAUCGUUAUGGUAUUUUAACAAAUUUUCAUGUUUUAGGUUUUUCUUCAGGUUUUGAUUAUUUUUUCACUAUAGUCGCUUAACCUAACUAUCGCAUUUAGAUAGAUACUUUUCCAAAAAUUUUGUUAGAAUUUCCCACAGAAGGACGGACUCUGUUGUAUCAUGGAAUUUAAUUAUCGCAAAAAUGACCUCAAGAAUUUUUAAAUAAGAUCAUCUUCAUAUUGUACAAUAUAUUUUAUACAAUCUGUUAUGUCAGAUUUUCACGAAAUUUUCUUUCUUAAAAAUUACAUUACAAAUGCAUCCAAUAAUUUCAAAUUUUAACAACUUCUAUCCUACAAAUGUUAAGUGUUUCCUCAGCUUUUCAAAAUCCAGCUAAAUAGUUGCACCAUUCAACGACUGAAUAAAUGUAUUAGGAAUGAUCUGAAAUCAUCACGAUGAAGUGUUUCGUAGAGCAGCACACAACUUGAAAAAAGCAUAUCCGUUCAGCAAGCGAAUCAUAUCUAUAUCCAAAGCAUAUAUUAACAAGAAAAGAGAAAGAUAUCAGAAUGCAAAAUUUAGAGAACAGUAUGUACAUCCAUCAUGAAAAAAACAAAUCUCAUAUUUUCUCGUAUAUUUAACGAAUCCACAUCUCUGAAACUGAAAACAGAAAACCAAGUGCGAAAAGUAAUAUGAAACCGACCACAGAGGAACACAGUAAAACAGGAAACGUAGAGUAUUUUCCCGCGAGCGGAACGCAAUAGCAAAUCCAGCAAUUGGGAACUGACCGUGAGGAACCCAAAUUCCCUCGAAAAACCAAUCUCUAGCAGCAAAAAAGUAUAUCGUAAACCACAGGACAAUACUGACAUGAGACAGAAUUUUUUACACCAUUAGAUCCUAAUGUUAUACAACCGAAGCGAAGCAAAAGCAAGAUCACGACGGCACCAUCUAUUGGUAACGACUCGAACUGAACAUCCAACUCAAAAUGGCCGCCACUUGUGGCGACCAAAUACCAUGCACACUCUCAAUCCGAAUCGUGGCUGCGUCUAUAGCGAAUGGGAAAGAAUGUGAGUUCGUGUGUAGUUAAAAUUUACAUCGUUUGUGACAAAAGUUAUACAACAGCUGAAAUUAUGAUCGUUACGCUAUACAACUGUGGGUCAAAGUGUGUGUAUCCCCCGCAAUGAAAGAGCGGAGCGACGAUUAUAGAAAUAGUUAUUAUCAGUCAGACAAGCUUCAACCUAUAUACACUCUAUAGCAUGCUGUCAGCUUUGUUUCCUAUUAUUAGUGGACCGUAUUCGUAGGGGUGAUCGAACCGACGAAAAACGUGUAAAACCAGUUUAAUGUGUAUAAAAGUGAUUGACUACCGCAAACCGUAUGCUGUAAGAUAAACGGAUUAUAAACGGAAAAAAGUAUUAUAUUAUUAAAACCAUAGCUGGUAUCAUUCAGCAAUGAACUCAAUCGAUGCUAUUCUAAAUUAUUUAUCGGUUUAAAAAUAAUUGGAAAUAAACGGAUUUUAGUUGAAAACAAACACCCUUAUUGACGCUUCUGUUUUGUUCUGUCCCGAAUUUAGUCCAUCACCUAGGUAUUAAAAAUGACAUUUUGAUGGUUAUAACUCACGUUAUAACUACUAUCGCGAAAAAUAUGGCCCCUUUCCAUGCUUUUUUCUGGAUACUGUUAGUUUUUUUUUGUUCUAAUAAGACGAGACAGUACCGCCAAGACUGAAUAGUGUUAAACAAAAGUGUUGAUGAAUCGUGGAACCCAUUUUGUUGAGAGCAGCCUCAUCCAAGUAGAUUUUGAAUAAGUAAAUCGAGCUUAGUUCAUUUAAUCCAAUAUUUCUGUUAAACCACAUCGGAAUUUACCACAGAGCUGAAGCAUUAAAAACCGCAGCGCCUCUCAAACCAAAGCUUCGAACAGCUUUUGCGAAAUAUUACAACUGUGAAGAACACUACUAAACCAAAUUACUAAGCAACUAUUUAGAACUACCUAUACACAACGGAAAUCGGAAAUGUAUUACUAUAUGAACUAUAUAAAUACCAGGCUAAAUGUAAAAAAAUGAACUAUUUAAUAUAAGCUGCACGAGUCAAAUCGACACCGCGGAGAGGUACCCAAUAUAUUCCAUGGUUUUUGCGCUCCCCCAACCGACAGAAAAAACGGUACUUAAACCGAAUAAAAAGAACCACCGCUUUAAUGUAGAGCUGUGUUGUGCAAUAUGUGAAUUAUGCCGAAAUUUUCCCACCAGAAGCAACAAUCCUCACCCCUGGAUAGUACACCCGAAACCCUUACGCAGUUGUCCACAUCAUCCAUCGUUGCUUUGACUAGUUUGAUAAGAUUCCCAGGAAAGCCAUUUUCCUCCACGAUGUUCCAUAGCUUUGUGCAGUCGAUACUGUCGUAUGUCGCCUUGAAGUCGAAGAACAGGUGAUGCGU